This is a messenger RNA of Emiliania huxleyi CCMP1516, 894 nucleotides long. RefSeq lists its product as hypothetical. The record is from RefSeq and is a predicted model, not a curated record. The transcript has 6 exons. Bases 1 to 894 code for a protein of 297 amino acids. Lineage: Eukaryota; Haptophyta; Isochrysidales; Noelaerhabdaceae.
AUGUCUCGCCCUCCAGGCCGCAACGGCGCCAAGCUGGAGCAGCGCAAGGCGCGCGUUCACGAGGCCAACAGCGUAACAAAGGACUUCCUGCUGCUCUCACAGCCCUUCAUCAACGCCGGCAUCCUGAUCGCGUCCGCCUCGUCGGGCCGCCGCCUGUACAUUCACCACCUCACCGAGGUGCCGCUCAACGAGGUGUACCUCACGCGGACUGGAAACCACCUCCAGCGGAGAACUGUCAACCUGACGGCGCCGGCAAAGGGGACGGCGAUCGACAUCAAGGUGGAGGAGAUCCCGCCGCUGCCGGUGCUCUCCGUCAAGAUGACCCUCGCGCUCCCGACCUCCGUCUUCUCCGGCCCCGCCCGCGCGCGCGACAACGCCGUGCUCGACCUGCUACAGCGUGGCAAAGAGGCAAACGGCGCGGGCGACUUUGGCACCGCGUGCGCCUGUUUCGAGGCCGCGUACGCUCUCUCUGUCCGUGCGGGCAUGCUGGUGUCUGCGGCGAACAUGCGGCUGAAGCUGUCGCACGCGGCGACAGCAGCGGCCAUGUACCGCUUCGUGCUCUCCGAGGAUGGAAGCAUCAAUGAGUCGAUGCAUGGCCGACCUCAGGCGCAGGCCGUGCUCAAGGGGAGAGGGCUCGGCGGCGAGAGUGCGCCGGUGGCGAGCGCGCCGCCGCCCACGUUUGGCUCUUUCGAGGAUUGCGCGAGUGAGAUGGGCAGCGAGCGUUCCGAGGGCGAGGGCGCGGACGGCGACCCGUUCGGCACCUUCUCCGCAGACUUUGGCGACUUUGACGACGGAGGCGGGCUCGACGGCGGCUUCGACGGCGGCUUCGACGGCGGCUUCGACGCCGCCUUUGAGGAGCCGGCGGGAGAUAUGGGGAGAUAUGGGGAGAUAUGA